Eriocheir sinensis (Chinese mitten crab) is the source of this 652-nucleotide messenger RNA. RefSeq names its product NADH dehydrogenase [ubiquinone] 1 beta subcomplex subunit 8, mitochondrial-like. The record is from RefSeq and is a predicted model, not a curated record. Bases 48 to 569 code for a protein of 173 amino acids. Gene Ontology annotation, cellular component: mitochondrion. The transcript has 4 exons. Lineage: Eukaryota; Metazoa; Arthropoda; Malacostraca; Decapoda; Varunidae.
CUAGAGAGUAGAGACCGCUGGCACUAGGAAAUUACUCGCCCAAGAAGAUGGCGAGGCUGGUGAGAUUGGCUCGCUCCUCUCGGCAGGUUUCCGGUCUUCCUGGCGUUGUGUUCAGCCGAUCCGCCGGAAAUUGGAAUAAGGACUGGAAGCCUGGACCAUAUCCUGUCACGCCAGAGGAGCGCCAGGCUGCUGCAAGGAAGUAUGGCCUUCGCCCUGACGAGUACCAACCUGUACCAGAUGAUGGGAUUGGUGCAGGAGACUAUCCUGAUGUUCCAUUAGUGUCUGCUGAGUCUCGUGACCCUUACUACCAAUGGGACUACCCAGAACAUCGUAGAGAUUUUGGGGAACCACUUCAUCGAGACUUUGACAUGUAUGGUCUUGACCGUGUGGAUGCAACCAACACACCACGUUUUUCAACCACUCAGCAGUUCUUGGCUUUCAUGGGUGUAAUGACAUUCUUUGUAGGAACAUAUUACUUAAUGGAUAACAAUAAGUGUCAUUGGCCAUUGCUCCCGAAGCAGUACCCAGGAAAUGGAAAAGUUCACUAUACAUUUGAAAAACCUGAAUAGCAAUCAGGUUUCUUUGUGGGAUGUAUAUAUAAGCUAUCUAAGAGUUGUAAAUUAAUAAAUUUAAAAUAAAAUUAUUAUUUGAA